This is a messenger RNA of Oldenlandia corymbosa var. corymbosa, 633 nucleotides long. NCBI's taxonomy places the organism in Eukaryota, Viridiplantae, Streptophyta, Magnoliopsida, Gentianales, Rubiaceae. The record is from the annotation of a GenBank genome assembly.
AUGUCUUCGACAAGCGUGAUGAAGAUAAUGAAGAAAGUCCUGCCUCCCGGAGCGAAAAUCUCCAAUGAGGCUAAAGAAUACGUCCAGCUCUGCGUGACGGAGUUUAUAACCUUCAUCACUAGCGAGGCCAAUGAUAAGUGCAAGAAUGAGCACCGGAAGAUUAUCUCUCCGGAGGACGUUAUUUCGGCUAUGAACACGCUAGGGUUUGACGAUUACAUAGAACCCUUGGAGCUUCAUCUCCAGCAUCACCGGGAGAAUUCUCGCGGGGGAUCAUCAUCAGUUGCUCGAAAUCUGGCGGUUCAACCCUCGGCCUCCUCGGCUGCCAGCUGGCCAUUGGGCCCCAAUGUUGCGCCUCCAGCUUUCGGUGCCUUUGCUGCUCCACCUCCUGAUCAGAUGGGGCGACAUUGUUACCCGCCGGCCCCUGGAUUCUUUGGAGCUGCUCCCUCAGAGGGUUUUCCGGCUGCAGGGACUUAUGAUCAGCUUCCAAUGUUCAAUGAUAACCCAUCUAUCGCGGGCGGGUAUCCCUCCGGAGAGCCGGGGCAGGGAUCUGGGGAAGGGAUGGACAAUGGGCAGGGUUCUGUGUGGGUAGUUGUUGUAAUUAGUUGCUUUUGUUUGUUGGAUGUUAAAUUGUGA